UGACAAACAAUGACCAUGCAGGGGUCCACUGCCAUGGAAAAGCCUUGAAAAUCUGUAAUAAUAGAGGUAAUGUGGAGGCGAGACAGCUAACAUUAACAACCGCGCUGCAUAGGAAGAUAUUGUCCGAAAUUUAACCAGUUUUCAGCUUCAUGUGUUUCACAUUUUAAAACAAUCAGAAUUACAAAGAUUGAAGGUUUGAUGGUAGUUGGGAGCUUGAGUCUUCUGGUCGGUGGCAAACAGACCAAUCAGAAGGCCAGUGAAUGGUCGAUUAAUGUCUCAAACAUACGAAAUAAAAGAGUUGAAGACAUUGGAUGUGUUUCUUGCUUUCAAAGUAUAUUUCAUUCAUUGUCUAGUACUUAUUUAUUUUCUUUCCUCACGGGAGUGCUGAGCCUAUCCCUGCCAUCAUUGGGCAACAGGUGAGUGGGCAAGAGGUGAGUACACCCUAUACGGGUUGCCAGUCUGUCAAAGGGCUGGCACGGAAAAACAAACAACCGCCCACACCAACAUCCACACCUAUCUAUGGUCGAUUAAGGAUAAUCAGUUAACCUAAUGAGCGUUCCUAAAGCGUUUCUGUGUGCCUGUGUCUGGCUGCUGGGGGAUGUCUGCUGCCAUCAAUGAGUGUCAUUGCUGUGGGAUUCGGGGGUCUGGUCUAGGUCUAGGCUGGUGCUACGUGUCUAAGUGACAUCCACAUGAAUGAACGCCAGGUCCGAAGGUUUCCCAGCAGAACACUAAAUUGUGACAAUGUUAUUCGCUUCUCCCGUCGGUGGUUUUAAUGUUGUGGCUGAUCGGUGUAUAUAGUACAUGGUGUAGUGGUGAGACGGCACCUCUCCGCACUCAAAAACAGGAUGUGACGGCAUCAAUGCUCCACUCCACACAAAAGCUACAACACAAGAGUUGAACAUCGAGAACAUCAAGCGGCUGGAGUCAAUCACACACACACACACAACCCAUGUCCAAACGCAUCUCAUGACACCACCGGUCGGCCACGCAAAUCUGCAGAUCAAAGUUCUUUGUUGAGGAACUUCCAUCAUCUGCCCUGCAAAGUGAAGCUGCAGCUGGGGAUUGUCAGCCCUGUGUUCCGUAACAGUCAGAUCGCAGCUUUAAUUCACUUUUGCGCGCACCGAGGCUGACUGACACAUAAACACACUUGUGCAGAAGCAUCUCGAGGCAGGAGACGGCAUCAAGGGCCCCGCGCAGAGUGUAGCCAGAGGCAGCGCACUUGGCUGCCACCCAGGGCCGUGUGUUUAUGUGGCUGAAAAGAGGCCGCUGGCCCUUUAAAAGCUAAGAUGGUGUCCUGCGAGCUGCAGUCGCUACCUUCCGUUUCCUCCCUGCCUCUCGGAGAUCACAGAGCGUUUAAAAUUGAACCUGAGCUAACCUCCAAGCGGAGCCGGACACGGAGGCUUGACAGUUAUCUCGCAGUGAUGUUCUUGCAGCGCAGACAGACGACGCUACGAAACUCUUCCACCAAUUGCAAGACGAGCCGCCUUGCAAGGAUACACUUGUAACUGCUGCAAACACACACAGGGCACGCUCACUGACAUUCAUCUAUGGCACAUGUUGAGCUGACAAUGUCAUCUCUGCUUGUGCACAGGCAGAUCAACCACACAGCUUGUGGUUUAUUUCUGGCUCUGGCCGCGUUUAUGGACUACACCUCCCAUGACUCCAUACCGGAAGUAACCGAACCAAAGGGGAAGCAUGAAAAGAGUCAGCCGGCAGCCCUGCGAGGAUGGCCCACUGCUGGAGGAGCAGGAGACGGAGGGCCAGCGGCAGCUACACAGCCUCCUGCUGCAGCAGCUCCACACUGACGUCGACAUCGACCGAUGUGUAGCCAAGAAGCAGUGCUUCGCCCCGGCAGCCGUCUAUCGGCCGUUUGGGGACCAGGCGGCGGGCGUGAAAAGCCUCUCCCAGUUCCAGGCUCUGCAGGACGGAGAGAAGGAGCUGGCCAGUCUGCGCGAGCUGGGUCUCACUGAGGCUGAGAUCCAGCUGUGGAUGAACAGAGAUGCAGAGGAGGCAGCAGAGAAGCUCCACGGUGUUUGUGCAGCACCAGAUGCGAAGCAGCAGCGGCUGCAGGUGAUUCAGGACAAGAUUGAAGCCAGAGCAGCUCUCCUGGCCCGGCCGCAGCGCUUCUCCGCCAGCCGCCCGCUGUCACGCCGGGAGAUGGAGAUCGAACAAGCGCUUUUUCAGGGGAGCGACCGCCUCGGUUUCCUCACCGCGCUUUACCACCGAGAUGAAGAUAACCAGGAGGGCCAGCGGGGGGCGUCGUCUUCUGACCCGUUGGAUUCUCUCUACAGAGACGUUCUCCACAAGGAACCACAGGCUCCACCUCAGGACUGCGAGGGAGAAUCACGUCUUUCCUCACACAGAACGUUACCCGACCAAUCACAGAACUCAGAGAGAGACGAGAGACGAUCAAAACACGUUUCCAUCGAUCAAUCAGAACCGCAGGGUGACCAAAGUUCCCCGUCGGCCCAGUCUCAGUCUAAUUCAGGCGCCUCGGAGCGGCAGGACGGAGCAGAGCAGACGCGACCCGCUGCUCCCAUUCACAUAGAUAUAAGCCAGUCGAUCGGCAGUCUGCGCGGAGCUGCGAAGGAAAAGCCCGGCAGCCUGCUGACUGUCAGGGGACAGAUCGAGACAGUCACAGAUGAAGAAAUCCUGGAGAACCGUGAAUCUGAAGACGGGAUCCGGAGCAUCCCGAGGUUCAGGAACUACGAGCCGGGAAAACCCUCCAAGAUUCUGUGUGUGAAGAACCUGAGCGCACAGGCGUCGGUGGCCCAGCUGGUGGCACUGUUUUCCAGAUUUGAGCAGAAGGACGGGCCUCCCGUUCUUUACCGGCUGCUCACGGGCAGGAUGAAGGGUCAGGCCUUCGUCACUCUGCCAGACGCUGAAACGGCCCAGAAUGCCUUGCAGUUGCUCCACGGAUACCGGUUGCUAGGGAAACCUCUGGUGGUUGAGUUUGGCCGUGAGCGGCAGGAAGAGGAGAAACAGAAAGAGAGGGCUGAACGGGAGGAGAAGAAAUAAAUGACAAUCGCAGAUCCUUUCAAAUUGAUUAUUUAUUUUGUAUGUAUAGAGAGAGACCUUUAUCCCCUGUGUUUAUGUCAAUAAAUGCAUCAAACCA
Messenger RNA from Mugil cephalus (flathead mullet), 3115 nucleotides. RefSeq names its product RNA binding motif protein 41 (gene rbm41). The record is from RefSeq and is a predicted model, not a curated record. The transcript is spliced from 8 exons. Bases 1696 to 3018 code for a protein of 440 amino acids. Gene Ontology annotation, molecular function: pre-mRNA intronic binding; U12 snRNA binding. Lineage: Eukaryota; Metazoa; Chordata; Actinopteri; Mugiliformes; Mugilidae. Gene Ontology annotation, cellular component: U12-type spliceosomal complex. Gene Ontology annotation, biological process: mRNA splicing, via spliceosome.